AUGAAUUAAAAUAUAUUAAUUAUUGGUGCAGGAGUUGCAGGAUUAGCAUGUGCUUAAUAAUUAAUAAAAUAAGGUUAUAAUGUGAGAUUGUUUGAAGCAUCUAAUAGAUAUGGAGGAAGAGUCAAACCUUUAUUAGGAUUUAGUGAUAGACAUUUAGAGGCUGGUGGAUAAACAAUUCAUCAUCCAGAUAAUGAUUAUUAUAAAAUGGCUAUUGAAGCUGGGGCAUAAUUAGAAAUUGGAGGGGAUUUGGUUGGAUCAAUAUAUGAUCCUAUUCAAAAAAAAGUUAUUACUUAUAAAGAAUUUGAAAAUCUAUAUUAAAAAGAGUCUUAAUCACUUGAUGAUUUCAUCUAAGAUAGAAAUUAAUAGGAUGAACCAGUUUUAUAAAGAUUAUAAAAUAAACAAUAUAAUAUGGAAUUUAUUCAUUUAUUUUAAGCUUUAUAUGGUAGUGAAUAUGGAGCUUCAAUUGAAAAAAUUGGUGCCAGAGCUAUUGGAAGAUAUGAAUUUGAUAUGCCAAUGUUUGUAUCUGAUUUUGAAAUUGAAAAUCACUUUCAUCACAUUAAUAUUUUUGAUAAAUUCUUUAAAGAUGCAAUCUAAAUUAUUGAAUAUAAUAAGUAAGUAUUAUCUAUCAAAAUUAUUGAUUAAAAAGUUUUGGUUGAUAUAAAUGGUGAGCAAAAUGAGCAAAAUGAGCAAAAUGAGCAAAAUGUUCAAAAUAAAUAUUAAUUUGAUUAUGUUGUUUGUUGUGUUCCUAUAACACAAUUAAAGAAAUUGAUUAUAGAGCCUGCUUUUGAUGAAACAAGAUAAAAAUAAAUAAAUUUAGUGGGUAUGGAUAAAGGAGGAAAAUUCUUUAUUAAAUUAGACAAAAAAUUUUUAUAACAUGAAGAAGACUUUUUUAUACCUAAAUUUAAUCAUAAUUCAUUAUGGUGGGAUAGUUCAAGUGAAAAUGAUUCAAUUAUUAUUGGAUUAUUGGGAUUAAGUGCACAUAAUAGAGUAAUGGAAAUAGGAAUAGAAGAAUUUGCUAAAGAAGUUAUUUAAAUUAUAAAUGAAUAAUAUCAAGUAGAUUUGAAUGUUCUAUCAUAUCAUUAUGAAGAUUGGGGAAAUACACCAUUUAUUGAAGGAUUAUAUUCAUAUCCCAUGUCAGGAAUUGAUGAUAAUUAUAGAUAAAUUAUUUCAGCACCUCAUUUAAAUAGAUUAUUUUUUGCAGGAGAAGCAUUUCAUCCAGUUUACUAUUCUACAAUUCAUGGUGCUUAUGAGAGUGGAAUUAAUGCAGCUAAAUAAAUAAUUAAAUGA
Messenger RNA from Paramecium sonneborni, 1287 nucleotides. The record is from the annotation of a GenBank genome assembly. NCBI's taxonomy places the organism in Eukaryota, Ciliophora, Oligohymenophorea, Peniculida, Parameciidae.